UUACAGAGCCCAUUAGCAUAUUAUUCGCGUUUCCAGUAUUAUCUCAGACUGCUGACACAAUGGCGCAUGAUGCUGCUAAACCGAGUCCGCGCUUCGCAUUUCAGAUUGUAGAAUUAAUAGAUUUCUCAGGAACGCAAAGCCGAACCUACUUGGCUCACCGUACCAAUGGCGUUCAUCCUGUGGAGAUCGUGGCGAAGAAGGUUCAUUUGGAUCUCUACAAGGACAUAGCCCAAGCGCAGGCCGAAGCGUUGGAUGUCCGCCUACGAAAAAUUCUUACUUUAGAGCAUCCGAAUCUGGUGCGUCAUCUGGCGUAUUACGGUCCUCGGAAGAUCAACCAUGUGGACGUACCGCAUUACAUGAUCCUUAUGGAAUAUUGUACCGGCGGCAAUCUGCACGCGGCGGCUGCGUUCCACAUUGCCGCGUCACUCAUCCAGACAUGGACACGACAGAUUGUCGACGGCUUACUUUAUCUACACGCUCAAAACAUCGUGCACGGCGAGAUAUCAAGCAGCCAUAUUCUGCUAAGCAGUCCGGACUGGAAUAACUGCCGAAUGAAGAUUGCCCACCUGGACACCACAGAACGUCCCCAAAGGGACUGGUCUGCACCGAAAGACACGGACGAAUGCCGUUAUGCCUUCAGGUCGCCGGAGAAGAUCCAGGGAGGGGAUACCGGUCGCAAGAGCGACAUUUGGAGUUUCGGCUGCGUGGUGCUGGAGAUGGCCAGCGGAUCCCUGCGCUUCGUCAAAGAAGUAAAGGGACACCAGCACUACUUGAAGAGCGAUUUAGAAGUCAUGUAUUACAUCGGCAGUGGUGGAUCGCCAGAAAUACCACAGGAACUGCCGGAUGAAUUGCGGGCGUUUGUCGCUUAUUGUCAAAAACGUGAUCCUGUGUUACGGCCGCUGGCGGCCGAACUCUUAUACACAGACUUCCUAACGCUGGCUAAUAUAUCGCAAUGGUCUGACCCGCGCCCGCAGCGGAGCUGAUGCGUGUAGCGGCCACUCCGCUUUAUUUUCUACUACUCGUAUAAUUAAUGUUACAUGCAGUAAUAAAAACCGC
This is a messenger RNA of Paramacrobiotus metropolitanus, 1056 nucleotides long. RefSeq lists its product as uncharacterized. Gene Ontology annotation, biological process: protein phosphorylation. The transcript is spliced from 2 exons. NCBI's taxonomy places the organism in Eukaryota, Metazoa, Tardigrada, Eutardigrada, Parachela, Macrobiotidae. The record is from RefSeq and is a predicted model, not a curated record. Gene Ontology annotation, molecular function: protein kinase activity; ATP binding. Bases 60 to 983 code for a protein of 307 amino acids.